AACUUUGAUAAGUAAAUAACCCACGCAAAAACCACGAAUCAAUUGAUUCAUAACUAUAUAUCCCAUAUUAAAAUUUUCCACACACAGGUCCUUCUUGAUCCGAGCUAUUACUUAUUCAUAGAUAGAUACUUAAAUAUAUAAAUAGUUAGAAUUACAAAUAUUUUACAAAAUGAACAGUCUACAUAUUUGGGCGUUUUUUAUAUUUUUAAUUACGACACUAAAUAUAAUUGAAGGUGCAAACUUGAAAAGAUCCCGAGAAUUUGAGGACAAGGAAAAAGGAAAUACAUCUGCAUCAAUAUUGAAUGAUAAAUUUUGGAGAAAUGACAAUGUAAAACAAAGUGAACUGCUAAAUGAUGCACAGGAAGUAAUGCUUCAAACUAUAACGACAGACCUACCUACCUCAGCUUCAUCGACAGAGGAACCCGAGGAACCCACAAGUAGUCCUACCACAGUGUCAGAAGACCCCACUAGCAGUCCAACUACAAUAACGGAAGACCCCACUAGCAGUCCAACUACAAUAACGGAAGACCCCACUAGCAGUCCAACUACAGUAACGGAAGACCCCACUAGCAGUCCAACUACAGUAACGGAAGACCCCACUAGCAGUCCAACUACAGUGACGGAAGACCCCACGAGUAACCCAACUACAGUAACGGAAGACCCCACUAGCAGUCCAACUACAGUGACGGAAGACCCCACCAGUAGUCCAACUACAGUGACGGAAGACCCCACGAGUAACCCAACUACAGUAACAGAGGACCCCACGAGUAACCCAACUACAGUAACAGAAGACCCCACCAGUAGUCCAACUACAGUGACGGAAGACCCCACGAGUAACCCAACUACAGUAACAGAGGACCCCACGAGUAACCCAACUACAGUAACAGAAGACCCCACGAGUAACCCAACUACAGUGACAGAAGACCCCACCAGUCCAACUACAGUAACAGAAGACCUCACCAGUCCAACUACAGAGACUGAGGAACCCAGCACAAGCCCUGCAAGUUCCACUGCAACUACUGAAGAACCUGAGACGGAGCCUACAAUGUCUACAACUGUUUCAACAAUUUCGCCUACAAUUACUUCACCAACUACCUCAUCACCUACCGCCUCUUCUACCUCGUCAACUUCAACAACGGAUACAACUACUGAUUUGAGUACCACGCCCAUUAGCACACUACCAGUGUCUUCAUCAACUUCUACAAUUUCACCUUCAUCAAACCCCACGACCUUGACCUCACCAUCUUCAUCAAACCCCACGACCUUGACCUCAACUCCAACUCCAUCUUCAUCAGUCCCCACGACCUUGCAACCUUCCAGUACAACAUCACGAAGACCACCCCGUUCUAGCACCACUCCAAGAACAACUACAACAAAUUUUCCUACGGUUUCUAAUAUCCCCACAACUACGUUUCACUAUUCCGGGGCUCCUCCCACAGCAUCUUUUAAAUGCUAUUAUUUAUUGGCAUUUUUCACUCUCUUAUUCUGCCUAUGAUAAAGUGCUAAAAUUCAAUUAUAUAAAACUUCAAUGACGAUAAACUUUUACAAAAUGUAUAUGAGGUUUCAUAAUUUUGUAAAUUAAAACUUUUGCGAAAAUUA
This is a messenger RNA of Folsomia candida, 1599 nucleotides long. Its product is annotated as salivary glue protein Sgs-3. The record is from RefSeq and is a predicted model, not a curated record. Bases 170 to 1495 code for a protein of 441 amino acids. The transcript is spliced from 2 exons. Lineage: Eukaryota; Metazoa; Arthropoda; Collembola; Entomobryomorpha; Isotomidae.